Molecule: messenger RNA, 1834 nt
Organism: Ictidomys tridecemlineatus (thirteen-lined ground squirrel)
Lineage: Eukaryota; Metazoa; Chordata; Mammalia; Rodentia; Sciuridae
Source: RefSeq, a predicted model, not a curated record
GGCGGGGCCUGUGCAGCGCCUCGAGUCCAUUUUGCGGCGGUGCGAGGCUCUUACCGCGUGAUCUUCCGAGCUGGAAGACCCGAGGCCUUGCAGCUGCAGGCUUUGCCGGAGCAGCCUCUAGUUUUUUAUUGUUAGUUGAAACGUGGAAAAACAAAACCCUGAUUGCUUUUCCCUGGGUAAUAGUAACUCUACGGUAAACACCUGCUUGCAGGGACAGAGGAUGUGAUGGAGCUGCUUGAAGAAGAUCUCACGUGUCCAAUUUGUUGCAGUCUGUUUGAUGAUCCUCGAGUUUUGCCUUGUUCACACAACUUCUGCAAAAAAUGCUUAGAAGGUCUCUUAGAGGGGAAUGUGCGGAAUUCGUUGUGGAGACCAUCUCCAUUCAAGUGCCCUACAUGCCGGAAGGAAACCUCAGCUACUGGAGUUAAUAGCCUGCAGGUUAAUUACUCCCUGAAAGGUAUUGUGGAGAAAUACAACAAAAUCAAGGUCUCUCCCAAAAUGCCAGUGUGCAAAGGACACUUGGGGCAGCCUCUAAACAUUUUCUGCCUAACUGAUAUGCAGCUAAUUUGUGGGAUCUGUGCUACUCGAGGUGACCACACCAAGCAUGUCUUCUGUUCUAUUGAAGAUGCCUAUGCUCAGGAAAGGGAUGCCUUUGAGACUCUCUUCCAGAGUUUUGAGACCUGGCGUCGGGGAGAUGCUCUUUCUCGUUUGGAUACCUUGGAAACCAGUAAGAGGAAAUCCCUGCAGUUACUAACUAAAGAUUCAGAUAAAGUGAAGGAAUUUUUUGAGAAGUUACAACACACAUUGGAUCAAAAGAAGAAUGAAAUCCUGUCUGACUUUGAGACCAUGAAACUUGCAGUAAUGCAAGCUUAUGACCCAGAGAUCAACAAACUCAAUACCAUCUUGCAGGAGCAACGAAUGGCUUUUAAUAUUGCUGAGGCUUUCAAAGAUGUGUCAGAACCCAUUGUAUUUCUGCAACAGAUGCAGGAGUUCAGGGAGAAAAUCAAAGUAAUCAAGGAAACUCCUUUACCUCCCUCUACUUUGCCCACAAGCCCUUUAAUGAAGAACUUUGAUACCAGUCAAUGGGAGGACAUAAAACUAGUAGAUGUGGAUAAACUUUCUUUGCCUCAAGAUACUGGCACGUUCAUAAGCAAGAUUCCUUGGAGAUUCUAUCAGUUAUUUGUGGUACUCCUUCUACUUGGCCUCCUUAUUUUCCUCAUUUUCUUGGGUCCUACUGUAUUCCUAGAAUGGUCUGUAUUUGAUGAACUGGCAAUUUGGAAAGACCAUCUUUCUAAUUUCAGUUUUUAUCUGACUAAAUCAGCUGAUUUUGUAGAACAAUCAGUUUUUUACUGGGAACAAGUGACAAAUGGGUUUUUCAUUUUCAGUGAAACAGUCAACAAUUUUACUUUGGUGGUGCUAAAUAAUGUGGCCGAAUUUGUGUGCAAAUAUAAACUAUUAUAAAAUCUUCCAACUCUGCAGUUCUGUUUUUUGAUAGAAAUUAUUAAGAGAAUAGGUUAGUAAUUCAGAUUUUGUCAAGAUUCCAAUCAGAUAUUUUCCUCCAAAAGUAUUCCUUUAGGGCUGGGGAUAUAGCUCAGCUGGUAGAGUGCUUGCCUUGCAUGCACAAAGCCCUGGGUUCUAAUCUCCAGCAACACAGGCAGAAGUAUUCCUUUAAAAAAUAUUGUCCUAGGGUUGGAGUAUCCCCAAGAUUCAAAAGUAUAAAUUUGUUGGGGCUAAGGUUGAAGCUCAGUGGAAGAGUGCUUGCCUAGCAUGUAUGAGUUACUGGGUUCAAUUCUCAGCAUCACCUAUAAAUAAAUAAAGUUAUACCAAAAAAAAAAAA